Peromyscus leucopus (white-footed mouse) is the source of this 1650-nucleotide messenger RNA. RefSeq names its product WW domain containing transcription regulator 1 (gene Wwtr1). NCBI's taxonomy places the organism in Eukaryota, Metazoa, Chordata, Mammalia, Rodentia, Cricetidae. The coding region runs from base 250 to 1437 and encodes 395 amino acids. Gene Ontology annotation, biological process: hippo signaling; positive regulation of transcription by RNA polymerase II. Gene Ontology annotation, cellular component: nucleus; cytoplasm. The record is from RefSeq and is a predicted model, not a curated record. Gene Ontology annotation, molecular function: transcription coactivator activity; transcription corepressor activity; protein binding. The transcript is spliced from 7 exons.
UCUUUCCUAGGGGUGGGAGUUUGCAGCAAACUUUGUUUAUGGGACAGUCCGGGAGCCUUGGCGGCCGCGCUCGUCUGCGUCUUCGCUGUCGCCUCCUCGCGCAGUGCGAGCGCCCGGGGCCGGCUCCGGGGAUGUAAGAGUCCAAACCUUCGGCUGCUGGGAAUCCGCUCAGGAUCUGCCAGCCGGGGCCGGGUUCCAGUUCGCUAGUUCGGGAGGCACCCAGGCUCGGCUCCCGGCGUGUCCAGAAAGAUGAAUCCGUCUUCGGUGCCCCCUUCGCUCCCGCCGCCAGGGCAGCAAGUCAUCCACGUCACGCAGGACCUCGACACGGACCUCGAAGCCCUCUUCAACUCUGUCAUGAACCCCAAGCCCAGCUCUUGGCGGAAAAAGAUCCUGCCAGAGUCCUUCUUCAAGGAGCCCGAUUCUGGAUCGCACUCGCGGCAGUCCAGCACCGACUCAUCGGGCGGCCACCCCGGGCCUCGACUGGCGGGCGGCGCGCAGCACGUCCGCUCGCACUCGUCGCCUGCAUCCCUGCAGCUAGGCACUGGUGCGGGCGCCGCUGGAGGCCCUGCACAGCAGCACGCGCAUCUCCGUCAGCAAUCCUAUGACGUGACCGACGAGCUGCCACUGCCCCCCGGGUGGGAGAUGACCUUCACGGCCACUGGCCAGAGAUACUUCCUUAAUCACAUAGAAAAAAUCACCACAUGGCAAGACCCUAGGAAGGCGAUGAAUCAGCCCCUGAAUCAUGGGAGCCUCCACCAUGCCAUCACUUCCACAUCAGUACCACAAAGGUCCAUGGCAGUGUCCCAGCCGAAUCUUGUGAUGAAUCACCAACACCAGCAACAAGUCGUACCCGGUAGCCUGAGUGCACAGAACCACCCAACUCCAAACCCACCCUCGGGGCUCAUGAGUGUGCCCAAUGCACUGACCACUCAGCAGCAGCAGCAGCAGAAACUGCGACUUCAGAGGAUCCAGAUGGAGAGAGAGAGGAUCAGGAUGCGUCAAGAGGAGCUCAUGAGGCAGGAAGCUGCCCUCUGCAGACAGCUCCCCAUGGAAGAGCCCAUGGCCUCUGUCAACCCGCCUGCUAUGACCACAGAUAUGAGGUCCAUCACCAACAAUAGUUCAGAUCCUUUCCUCAAUGGAGGGCCUUAUCAUUCAAGGGAGCAGAGCACGGACAGUGGCCUGGGACUGGGGUGUUACAGUGUCCCCACAACUCCAGAAGACUUCCUCAGCAACAUGGAUGAGAUGGAUACAGGAGAAAAUACGGCUCAGACACCCAUGGCCAUCAAUCCCCAGCAGACCCGCUUCCCUGAUUUCCUCGACUGCCUUCCAGGAACCAACGUUGACCUAGGGACUUUGGAGUCUGAAGAUCUCAUCCCUCUCUUCAAUGAUGUAGAGUCUGCUCUGAACAAAAGCGAGCCCUUUUUAACCUGGCUGUAAUCAUUAUCGUUGUCACGUGAUGCAGCCGCGACAUGACAUUUCCUGGGCCUCGUGGAACAAGAGACGGAGCCAAGCCGGUCUGCAGGUGCACGGCUCUCAGCCUCCAUACUCAACACUCCUUCUUGUCCAUGUGGCCAGCUAAUCAUGGCCUGCUUCUGAUUUACAAGAACUUAAGUUACACAUAAAUAAAUGUUCUCUUUUCAUCUUCUGCAA